Synchiropus splendidus (mandarinfish) is the source of this 540-nucleotide messenger RNA. Its product is annotated as relaxin-3-like. The transcript has 2 exons. The record is from RefSeq and is a predicted model, not a curated record. Gene Ontology annotation, molecular function: hormone activity. Gene Ontology annotation, cellular component: extracellular region. Lineage: Eukaryota; Metazoa; Chordata; Actinopteri; Syngnathiformes; Callionymidae. The coding region runs from base 25 to 462 and encodes 145 amino acids.
AGAACCAUUUCUGAACCUUCCACCAUGUGGAAAGCUACUAUACUGACCAUCUGUCUCUUGGUUGCACUGGUAGACAGAGCACGGCCCAAUGAAGUAGAUCAAUCUUUCUAUGGGGUGAAGCUGUGUGGGAGAGAGUUCAUACGGGCCGUCAUCUUCACAUGUGGAGGUUCUCGCUGGAGGAGAAGUGUUGGAGAGUCAGCAACCGCGGAGGAGAGAUCUGACCCCUGGAGUUCAGAUUCAACCGCUCAACUGACCAGCGAGAGGGAUACUGCACAGUCACAAGUGUGGAAAGAACAAACACUCAAUGCUGGGUUUUCUCGCUCGGCCCGCUCUCCGGUCUUAGAGGAAGUUUUGGAAGCUCUCCGAAGUGCCGACAGGAAAGGUCGUGAUGUGGUGGUGGGCCUGUCCAACGCCUGUUGCAAGUGGGGCUGCAGCAAGAGUGAAAUCAGCUCCCUGUGCUAAACAUCAGAUGAGAAAAACUUGAACACUUGUCUGCAAAAGUAUCUUCAGUUAUAUGAUUUUGGUGUUCACUAAAAUGUG